Messenger RNA from Daldinia childiae, 1062 nucleotides. Its product is annotated as Ornithine carbamoyltransferase, mitochondrial. The transcript has 3 exons. The record is from RefSeq and is a predicted model, not a curated record. Gene Ontology annotation, biological process: L-citrulline biosynthetic process. Gene Ontology annotation, molecular function: amino acid binding; ornithine carbamoyltransferase activity. The coding region runs from base 1 to 1062 and encodes 353 amino acids. Gene Ontology annotation, cellular component: mitochondrion. Lineage: Eukaryota; Fungi; Ascomycota; Sordariomycetes; Xylariales; Hypoxylaceae.
AUGUGGUCGUCAGCUCUUCGGUCAGCUAAAAGCGUACUUCCUUAUGCAACAAGGAAUUACUCUACCCGGGCUCGACAUCUUAUGUCAAUCAGCGAUCUGACCGGUGCUGAGUUUUCACAACUGGUGUUAAAUGCUGCGGCUCACAAAAAGGCUGUUAAAUCCGGUGGCAUUCCGGCAGGCCUGAACAAAAAGUUAACGGGACAGACGGUAGCCAUGAUGUUCAGCAAGCUGAGCACCCGUACCAGAGUCUCAACGGAAGCUGCCGUGGCUAUGCUAGGAGGUCAUCCUAUGUUCCUUGGGAAAAACGACAUUCAACUAGGAGUAAAUGAGUCGUUGAAGGAUACGUCCAAAGUUAUCUCGUCUAUGACAUCCUGCAUGGUAGCUCGAGUCGGGCCUCAUAGUGAUGUUGCGGACUUAGCAAAGUACUCGAGCGUUCCGGUCAUCAACGCGCUGUCUAAUGAUUUCCAUCCCCUUCAAAUAAUUGCUGAUUUCCUUACGAUCCACGAGUCCAUUCCCAGGGCUCCUACAGAGAGCUUCAUACCAAAGGGGUUGAAGGUGGCUUGGGUUGGAGAUGCAAACAAUGUAUUAUUCGACUUCGCCAUCGCUUGUCUAAAAUUGGGUGUCGAGAUAUCAGUUGCUACGCCUCGGGGCUACAGCAUCCCACAGGACAAAGUAGAGUUGAUCACAAGUCAAGCCGAGUCUACACCCACACCAGGUGUUCUAAACCAAACUUAUGUUCCGGAGGAGGCCGUGAAGGAUGCCGAUAUCAUAGUAACUGAUACCUGGAUUUCCAUGGGCCAAGAAGAGGAGUCCAAAAAACGACUGAAAGAUUUCUCUGGCUUCCAGGUUAGCAACGAGCUGGCUAAGCGAGGUGGAGCAAAGCCAGACUGGAAGUUUAUGCAUUGCCUUCCUCGUCACCCUGAGGAGGUUGCCGAUGAGGUUUUCUACUCUCCUCGGUCCCUCGUCUUCCCGGAAGCAGAAAACAGGCUCUGGGCUGCUGUUGCGGCACUCGAAGGGUUCGUGGUAAACAACGGGGAAAUAUCCCCAACUUCCUAUACGUAG